This is a messenger RNA of Colletotrichum abscissum, 1812 nucleotides long. Its product is annotated as Pro-kumamolisin. The record is from RefSeq and is a predicted model, not a curated record. Lineage: Eukaryota; Fungi; Ascomycota; Sordariomycetes; Glomerellales; Glomerellaceae. The transcript has a single exon. The coding region runs from base 1 to 1812 and encodes 603 amino acids. Gene Ontology annotation, biological process: proteolysis. Gene Ontology annotation, molecular function: serine-type endopeptidase activity; tripeptidyl-peptidase activity.
AUGGCUCCUCUCAAAGCCCUUUUGGCCCUAGCGGCCGCCUUCACCGGCAUCGAAGCCCGCCUCAUGUCCAGGGCAGCCGCGCUCGCCAACGGUGUCCAGAUGACAAACAUGGCCGCAGACGACCAGCAGAUCAACCUCCAAAUCGGCAUCAAGUUGCAAAAUAUCGACAAGCUGGAACCCAUGCUCAGGGACGUCUCCGAUCCGGACAGUCCUAACUACGGUAAGUACCUGACGACGGCUCAGGUCAACGACAUGUUCAAGCCAGCCGAGGCCUCAGUCAAGGCCAUCCAGACCUGGCUCGCCAACGAGAACGUCACAGACGUCUCGUACACGGACAACGGCCGCUUCGUCAACUUUGCGACAAACGUCGGCACCGCGAACAAGAUGCUCGGCGCCACCUUUGCGUACUAUGACGUCCAGGGCACCAUGAAGCUGCGGACGACCGAGUACUCCCUCCCGAACGCGAUGACGGAGCACAUUGAGCUGGUGACGCCCACGACGUACUUUGGCAACAUGAAGUCCGACCCAGCCUUCACAAACGCCCAGCUGCCACAGAUGCCCGCGCCGCUCUCUCGCAGACAGGGCACCGGGCCCAGCGCGACCGCCAACUGCUCUAAGGUCUUCACACCGGCGUGCUUCGAGCUGGCCUACAACUACGGCGCCUACCAGGCCGACCCGGCGGCAGGCAGCCGCGUCGGCUUCGCCAGUUUCCUCAACCAGUCCGCCCGCCAGGACGACCUCACGGCUUUCCUGGGCAGGUUCCAGCUGCCAGCUCAAAAGUUCACCAGCGUUCUCGUCAACGGCGGGCAAGAUCACCAGGACCCCAAGGGCGCCAUCGGUGAGGCCAACCUCGACGCCCAGGUCAUGGCCGCCGCCGUCAAGACCCUCCCGAUCACGCAGUACCUCACAGGCGGCAAGCCGCCCCUGGUCCCCAACCUUCGCACACCGACGCAGGCAGACAACCAGAACGAGCCAUUCCUCGACUUUUACCAGUUCAUGAUGACGCAGGAGAACGAGAAGAUCCCGCAGGUGCUCUCCGUCUCAUACGGCGACGACGAGCAGACCGUCCCCAUCGAGUACGCCACGCGCGUGUGCAAUCUCAUCGGUAUGAUGGGCCUGCGCGGCGUCAGCGUCCUCGAGUCCAGCGGCGACACGGGCGUCGGCGCGCCGUGCCGCGCCAACGACGGCAGCAACCAACCGCAGUUCACGCCGCAGUUCCCCGCGACGUGCCCGUACAUCACCGCCGUCGGCGGGACCCAGGCAUUCGGGCCCGAGACCACGUGGGUGGCGUCCGGCAGCGGCUUCAGCAACUACUUCAAGCAGGCGUGGUACCAGGAGACGAUGGUGGCCCAGUACCUCCAGACCGGCAUCCCCGCUGACGUGAAGGCGUACUACCAGCCCUUUGCCAACUUCACCGGCCGCGGGUUCCCUGAUAUCGCAGCCCACUCUGCCAGCCCCCCGUUCGCCAUCGUUAACGCCAACAAGCUCGUUGGAACCGGUGGCACAUCAGCUUCUGCCCCGUUGAUGGCCGGCCUCGUCGGACUCCUCAACGACGCUAGAAUCCGUGCCGGACAGCCGACUAUGGGCUUCAUGAAUCCGUGGCUGUACAAGAGAGGCUUCAAGGGCCUCACCGAUGUCACGACCGGCGUCGCCCAGGGUUGCGGAGGUACGGAUUUGCAGUCGGGCAAGCCGUUGCAGGGCUCCGGUGUGAUUCCCUUUGCGACAUGGAACGGCACUCAGGGUUGGGAUCCCGUGACGGGACUCGGCCUUCCCAACUUUGAGGAGAUGAAGAAGAUUGCUCUUACUAAAUAG